AUGGGAAGUUUCAAUACCAGUUUACGAGAGGGCUUCAUUUUGGUGGGCUUCUCAGAUUGGCCUCAACUGGAACCCAUUCUUUUUGCCUUUAUUUCAAUUUUCUACUCCCUAACUCUCUUUGGCAACAUCACCAUCAUCACUCUCUCCCUCCUGGACUCUCGAUUGCAUGCACCCAUGUACUUCUUCCUCUGCCACCUCUCCUUCCUGGAUCUCUGCUAUACCACCAGCACUGUGCCCCAGCUUCUGAUAACCCUUCAUGGAGCUGACUGGACCAUCACCUAUGGAGGGUGCAUGGCCCAGCUUUUCAUCUCCCUUGCCCUGGGCUCCACUGAGUAUGUGCUCCUCAUGAUGAUGGCCUUUGACAGCCAUGCUGCUGUCUGUCAUCCACUGCAAUACAUGGCCAUUAUGCACCCCCACCUCUGCCAGACCCUGACUAUCACCUCCUGAGGCUUCAUGAACUCUCCUAUUCAGACAGGUCUUAUGAUGGCCAUUCCUCUCUGUGGCCUCCAUCUCCUGAACCACUUCUUCUGUGAGAUGCCUGUAGUUCUGAAGAUGGCUUGUGAGGACACAGAAGGGACAGAGUCCGAGAUGUUUGUGGCCUGAGCCGUAAUCUUGGUUGUUCCUGCAGCACUAAUUCUGGGCUCUUAUAUACACAUUGUUCAGGCAAUGCUGAGGGUCAAGUCAAUGGCUGGGAGCAGAAAGGAUUUUGGGACUUGUGGGUCCCACCUCGUGGUGGUUUCCCUUUUUUAUGGCUCAGCCAUUUACAUAUACCUCCAACCCAUGCACAGUUAUUCUGAGAGUGAGGGAAAGUUUGUUGCUCUUUUUUAUACUAUAACCACCCCCAUGUUCAAUCCUCUGAUUUAUACCCUAAGGAACAAGGAUGUGAAGGGGUCUCUGAGGAAGGUACUAGAGACAGCCAGAGAGUCAGAGUAG
Messenger RNA from Diceros bicornis minor, 933 nucleotides. RefSeq names its product olfactory receptor 2Y1-like. The record is from RefSeq and is a predicted model, not a curated record. Gene Ontology annotation, molecular function: olfactory receptor activity; G protein-coupled receptor activity. Gene Ontology annotation, cellular component: membrane. Lineage: Eukaryota; Metazoa; Chordata; Mammalia; Perissodactyla; Rhinocerotidae. Gene Ontology annotation, biological process: G protein-coupled receptor signaling pathway.